Mytilus trossulus (common blue mussel) is the source of this 2075-nucleotide messenger RNA. Its product is annotated as organic cation transporter protein-like. NCBI's taxonomy places the organism in Eukaryota, Metazoa, Mollusca, Bivalvia, Mytilida, Mytilidae. The coding region runs from base 279 to 1952 and encodes 557 amino acids. Gene Ontology annotation, cellular component: membrane. Gene Ontology annotation, molecular function: transmembrane transporter activity. Gene Ontology annotation, biological process: transmembrane transport. The transcript has 10 exons. The record is from RefSeq and is a predicted model, not a curated record.
ACUAUGGUUUUGCCUUUUUGCGACGGGCAAUUUUUAAAUGUCAAAACAACCGAAAGAAAUAAUUGGAAUUUAGGGCAAGAUAUUUACAUAUACCAACAACAUUUUGUCAGGGAACAGAUACAUGUAUAUUUACAAAAGUCAAUAAUAUAUAGAUAAGUGAAUUAAAACUAGUAAGAUAAAAAAAAAUCUUAAAUGAACCUCAUACCUAGGUUGCAUGGAUUGUGCCUCCGUUCAUUUUCUUGUAUAGUAACGUUGAUUUUGUCACUCAUUUCAUCAAAAUGCAUUUCGACGAGAUACUAGAAAAAAUAGGAGAAUUUGGAUUGUACCAAAAAUUUCUCUAUACUUUAUUAUGUAUUCCUGGAAUCAGUGCGGGUGUCUUUAUGGUGAUUUCUGUUUUUCUUCUUGGCAUUCCAGACCACAGGUGCGUGAUCCCUGGAUAUGAGAACGAUACCUACGCUAUACAGAAUGAUUUCCACCAGGUUCUAGUCAACCAUUAUAUACCAAAGCCAACAGAAGAAAAAAAGAAAUAUGACGAGUGUUCCUACUUAGCCUUUGACAGUAAAACAGUCUUAUUUGAUAAUGAAAGUCGUCCACUCAACUUCACCAAAGUCAAAUGUAACAAAUGGGUAUAUGAUGAUGCAAUUUUCGCGUCUACAUUUUCCUCAGAGAUGAACUUAGUUUGUGAUGACUUUCCUAAAACAACCCAAGCGAAAACUUUGUUUUUUGGUGGAGUUCUUGUGGGGGCAUUUAUUACAGGCAUGCUAUCCGACAAGAUUGGAAGAAAGAAGACAUUGUUUCUCUCAUUCUUCUUGGCUUUAGCAGCAACAGUUGGUUUGGCGUUCUCACCAUCAUAUCCAGUAUUCGUUACAUUACGUUUCUUUGUAGGAUUUUCUAUGGCUGGUAUUUUCAUGACAGCUUUUGUAAUUGGAUUGGAACUUGUUGGUCCUACUAAAAGAAAUUUGGCGGGAAUAGUUAUAGAAUAUUUCUUUGCACUAGGAUUAGUUCUUUUGGCAGGUGUGGCAUAUCUGUUGAGGGAUUGGUUUUAUAUAGAACUAGCAUUUGGUGCACCGAUGGUCCUGUUUUUGCUUAUGUGGUGGGUCAUACCAGAAUCACCGAGAUGGUUGAUCAAUCAAGGUCGAAAAGAGGAAGCAGAAGUUAUACUUCGAAAGGCAGCGAAGGUCAACAAAGUGACCUUACCUGAUAAACUGUUCAUGGAGGAAGACGAAGAAGAACCGCCGACUGGACACCUGCUGCAUUUGUUUACCAGUCGAGUACUUCUUGUUCGAACACUUGUUAUAUUCUUUAACUGGAUGGUUGUUAGUAUGACGUAUUACGGCUUGUCUCUUAACACGGGUAAUUUAGGAGGAGACUUCUAUAUGAAUUUCUUCAUAUCUGGUUUAGUGGAGUUUCCAGCAUACACAUUAUCAAUAUUAUUUCUAGACCGAAUAGGGCGAAAAAUUUGUCAUCUAUUAGCUAUGGUGAUUGGAGGUGGAUGCUGCUUAGCAACAAUUUUCACCAUUGUAUAUGGUGGAGAAGAGUUACAAUGGUUGACGACAACGUUGGCCAUGAUAGGAAAGCUUGGUUCUGCAGCAGCAUUUGCAAUAAUAUAUGUGUUCUCUGCGGAGCUGUAUCCAACAGUUGUACGCAAUACAGGGAUGGGUGCAAGCUCUUGUUGUGCACGUGUGGGUGGUAUGAUAGCACCAUACGUUGCAGACUCGGCAAAAAUUAUUGGUGGUGAUUUUGGCCAUGCUGUGCCACUAGCAGUAUUUGGUGCUGCCUCCGUGUUAGCUGGACUGUUAUCGCUGUUGCUACCAGAGACUCUUGGUGAACAUUUACCAGAGUCUAUAGAGGAUGGAGUAAUAUUUGGAACAGAUCAGUACCGAGAGAAGAAAGCCAGAAAAUAUAAACCCAGUUCUAAUGACCUUUUGAAAAUCGAAAUGACAAAGUUUUGAAAAAAGUCAAACUAAUAUAAGACGGAAUACAAUACUAGUACUUCCAACAAUCUUUAAAUGUGGUUUCGACAACUUUUAACAUAAUCGACAUGGAAUAUAAAUUUGAAGACUAUGUACAUGUAC